This is a messenger RNA of Hydatigera taeniaeformis, 1197 nucleotides long. The record is from the annotation of a GenBank genome assembly. Lineage: Eukaryota; Metazoa; Platyhelminthes; Cestoda; Cyclophyllidea; Taeniidae.
AUGCAACAGCCGUUACCAAAGUGUCGAGAGGAAUUGAAAGACCCUUCAAGACUUGUAGCACAGGGUCCCAUUAAAACGAGCAAACAAGUGAAUUUCAACACCCAAAAAUCCAAUGAUGGCGUGAAAAAUCGAAAACGAUUACUGGAAGACGAGCCAUUGUCUUCAAAGAAAACAUUUUCAGAUUCCGAUAAGCUUGAAAAUACUUCAGAGUCGGUGGAUUCACUGAAUCAAGGUAGUGAAGACAGUGAUGCCGCAAGUGGUACAGGUGGAGAUGACUUGAGUUUAGACAUGGUAGGUUCUUCCUGUGAUCCAAAACGAACUCGUACUGCUUACACCAGACAGCAAAUACUAGAACUUGAAAAGGAAUUUCAUUAUAACAAAUACCUAACAAGGAAACGGCGCCUUGAAAUCGCGCACACACUUAACCUUUCUGAAAGACAGAUAAAGAUAUGGUUUCAGAAUCGCAGAAUGAAAUGGAAGAAGGAACAUUGUCUGCCUGGAAACAAACAGCGACUCUCAGAGCCACCGAUUCUCACUAUUCCGAGUCAAACCUUUCCUAUGCGCAACCAGGAGUCUAUGCAAUUUUGCUCAAAUCGUCAUGGUUUUGAUGUGAGUGCAGUCAAUGGGGAUCCGAUGAUGACAACCCGAUUCUUACCCUUUUUUCCAAAGUAUCUCUCUCCAACUCCUAGUGCAGUCAAGACCACGGGAAUGACGCCACUUUCAGCCCCACCGAAAAGGUUUUACGACGAGGAAGGUGGAUUUGAUACAGUAUGGUUCAAUGAUAGAUGUUAUCAGCAGUCCUCACCUCAACCCGGUUUUAAUUAUCCAACAACUUCUACGCAAUCAACUCCUCCUCCACCUCCGCCACCAUCUUCCAAUAACCCAUUUUCUAACACUCUUGCUGUGGCCCCAACAGAUUUCUACUCGGGCCUCCUGACAAGCACUUGGACGUCUAAAGCUCCUUCGCAACAGCAACAACAAAUCCGGCACACUGUCAACCCAUCUUACGACGGGGAGUAUGUAAACAGCAGUAAUAACAACAGCAGCUCACCCUUUUGCAUUGCAGCUCACAAACCUUCCAACUUUCCCUCGGAUGAUGAACUAGCAAUAUCAGGCAGGAAUGCAGGAAGUGAGAUCGAAAUUCCGAACAUGGCGUCAGCAGGAAGGAUAGAAAAGGAAUGUCGAAUCGAGAAAUAG